AUGGCUUCCAAGCUAUGUAAUUUUCUCCCAACAAUGGUUCUCAUUCUCCUCUUACCCUUAUUUGCCUCAAUAGCUUUCUCAGAUAGUACUCUUCCCACCACUCCUGUGUCUCCUGGAACCGUAUGCAAAUCAACUCCAGACCCAUCCUAUUGCAAAUCUGUUCUCCCUCACCAAAAUGGAAACGUCUACGAUUAUGGUCGAUUCUCUGUCAAAAAGUCUUUAUCACAAGCCCGUAAAUUCAUGAACUUAGUUGAUAAAUAUCUCAACGGUCGUUCUACUCUUUCCGCCACCGCCGUCCGUGCACUCCAAGAUUGCCGAACUCUUGCGGAGCUGAACUUUGAUUUCCUUUCGAGUUCUUUCCAGACAGUGAACAAGACAACGAGGUUUCUACCUAGUUUGCAAGCUGAUGAUAUACAAACAUUGCUCAGUGCCAUUUUAACCAACCAACAAACCUGCUUGGAUGGUCUCAAAGACACUGCUUCAGCUGGGAGCCUGAGAAAUGGACUCUCUGUUCCACUUUCUGAUGACAACAAGCUCUACAGUGUCUCUCUUGCUUUGUUUACAAAAGGGUGGGUUCCCAGAAACAAAAACAAAGGCAGUGCAUUGCACCCAACCAAGAAACAACUUGGAUUUCGAAAUGGGCGUUUGCCCCUUAAGAUGUCAACCAGAACCCGCGCCAUCUACGAGUCGGUGACCAGUAGGAAGCUCCUUCAGACCAAUCUCGAUGACCAGGUUGUCGUGAGAGACAUUGUGACAGUGAGCAAAGACGGAAGUGGAAACUUCACCACAAUUAACGACGCCAUUGCCGCUGCUCCAAACAAAUCUGUCUCUACGGACGGGUACUUUAUGAUCUAUGUCACCGCCGGUGUUUACGACGAAAAUGUGUCCAUUGAUAAGAAAAAGACGUAUUUGAUGAUGAUAGGAGAUGGUAUCAACAAGACAAUCAUCACAGGCAAUCGUAGCGUCAUCGAUGGGUGGACCACCUUCAGCUCCGCAACCUUUGCUGUGGUCGGGCAAGGAUUCGUGGGUGUAAAUAUAACAUUCCGUAACACCGCCGGGGCUGAGAAGCAUCAAGCAGUAGCUGUUCGAAAUGGAGCAGAUUUGUCCACGUUUUACAGUUGCAGCUUCGAGGGGUACCAAGACACAUUAUACGCACAUUCCCUAAGACAAUUCUAUAGCGAAUGCGACAUCUACGGUACCGUAGAUUUCAUAUUCGGAAACGCCAAGGUUGUGCUCCAAAAUUGCAACCUGUAUCCUCGUCUCCCAAUGAGUGGGCAAUUCAACGCCAUCACUGCACAAGGUCGAACAGACCCGAACCAAGACACAGGUAUUUCAAUCCAUCACUGUACCAUUACAGCCGCCGAUGAUUUGGCUGCAAGUAAUGGUUCGGCUGCAACAUUUCUUGGAAGGCCAUGGAAGGAGUAUUCUAGGACGGUUUAUAUGCAAACCACUAUGGACAAUGUGGUUGAUCCUGCUGGGUGGCGUGCAUGGGAUGGUGAUUUUGCAUUGAGCACAUUGUAUUACGCUGAGUUCAACAACACUGGAUCUGGAUCCAGCACCGCCAGUAGAGUGACGUGGCCAGGUUACCAUGUGAUUAAUGCCACGGAUGCUGCUAACUUUACGGUGUCCAACUUCUUGCUUGGAGAUGAUUGGUUGCCCCAGACAGGAGUUACUUACACCAAUACCUUAAUUUAG
Molecule: messenger RNA, 1695 nt
Organism: Gastrolobium bilobum
Lineage: Eukaryota; Viridiplantae; Streptophyta; Magnoliopsida; Fabales; Fabaceae
Product: probable pectinesterase/pectinesterase inhibitor 41
Exons: 2
Coding region: 1-1695 (564 amino acids)
Biological process (GO): cell wall modification
Molecular function (GO): pectinesterase activity; pectinesterase inhibitor activity
Source: RefSeq, a predicted model, not a curated record